Messenger RNA from Toxoplasma gondii ME49, 18279 nucleotides. RefSeq lists its product as hypothetical. The coding region runs from base 1 to 18279 and encodes 6092 amino acids. The transcript has 9 exons. Lineage: Eukaryota; Apicomplexa; Conoidasida; Eucoccidiorida; Sarcocystidae. The record is from RefSeq and is a predicted model, not a curated record.
AUGGGGAAGGCAACUCUGGUUGACCCCCAAUCCCUGCAAAGGUCUCAGGCAUUUAGCCGUCGUGAAUCAGAGAAAACGAGGUGUGUCGACUGUACCGCUGAACAUGCAAGCGUGAGUUGGCCUUCUGCGUCCUCCUUGCCUUCUGUGGCGCCUGCUUGUCGAGUUCAUAGCGACCUUCGUCGCACCUCACGCGUUACGUUUCUCCUUCUCUUUCUUUCACUCUUUCGAAUCGCAUUUUCGCCUUUCGCUCCUUCUUGGCUCUUUGAAGUUGUUGAAUGCCCGUCUCUCUGGCCGUUUUCCCGUGUGCGACAAAACUCUCCGCUUGCAGAAGAACCUGCCUCAGCUCCGGCCUUCCCACCGCGAAACAGCGUCUCAAAAGAAUCUCGUGGGCGGCCCUCCGCAGCCGUCGCGGUCGCGUUUGCUUCUGCGACGCCUGUACCCUUCCAACUCCAAGACUCACACAGAGGACGUAGCUCCGAAAUCCAAACGGGGGGCAGAGAUGGAGAGCGAGAGGGCGAGGAGACGCUCGAGAGAGCGCGAGGGAACGGGGACGACGAGGAGGUCGGGACUCGCAGAAGAGUGGACGACGAGCAUGCUGUAGGAGGCGACAGCAGCGAUAGAGUGGAAGAAGACGGUAGGCCUCCUGAUGCGAGCAGCGGCGGCAAGAGGUCCCCUGGAGGAGAAGGGGAUGGACGCUUCAGUCGAAUGUGGGGGAAUGAAGAGGGGAGCACUGCCAUUCUUGAUAUCGCUCUGCAUGCACUGCGGUGGUCAACGCAGGCUGAGGUCCACCCGCAUCGACAUCAACUUCCUAACAGAAGCAAGGCGACUUCAUCUGCCACGAAGGCAAAAGUCAGGGAAUCGAGUGAAGAACAUGCUCGCGGAGGUGUAUCCGCCUCGCUCGCUGAUUCGACAGAGGGAACUUCGGUGGCGGAGACACCCGUCUGGGGAAAGCACCCGCAUUCCAGUUCUUUGCCAGCCAGAGGCGUUCCGUUGCUUCUCCGAUAUGAGUCGCCGUCCGCUCCUCCGUCCCUCUCGCCGCCUGCAGUCUUUUUUUCCUCUCCGUCACCUCCCUUUUAUCCAUCCUCUUCUUCCUCUCCUUCCUAUCCGUCGUCGUCUCCUUCUUCAUCCCUUUCAUCGCCUUCUUCAUCCCUUCCUCCCGCUGCUUCCUCUUCGCCCUCUCCGUCGCCUUCGCCCUCUCCGUCGCCUUCGCCCUCUCCGUCGCCUUCGUCCUCUCCGUCGCCUUCGCCCUCUCCGUCGCCUUCGUCCUCUCCGUCGCCUUCGUCCUCUCCGUCUCCUCCUUCUCUGCCACCGACUCCUGGCCCACCUCCUGCGUCAGAGGGAUUCGAGGGAAGCUCAGGUUCGAGCGACGCGAAUCCUCCGUCCCCGUCGCUGCCGCCUUUUUGCGGGGAAGAAGAAGACCUCUCUGCCUGCGACGUCGUGCGCAACGGCACAUGCUACAUUCUCGCCGCGUCUUCUGCGCUUGCGGCUGAGGUGUCGAGACACCCAGAGAGAGUCCAAGACGGCGCCGCGCCUGCAGACGGCCCUUCGCCACGGGGGACAGGCGACGCGCCUGGUGGGGGCGGCAAGGAUCCUGGAGACCCCGUCGCAGCUCGGCAAAACAUUCGUCUGCUCAAGCGUGGACUCCGCAUCAUUAGUCGAGGACCCGUCGUCGUUGACUCCGGCGUCCAACUCUUGUGUCCCUCAGCGUUGCUUUGGGAGGAGCGAGAGAAGCUGCAAAGACAGGAGGAGGUCGCGAAAAAGAUCUCCAAGGAGAAUGGAAAGCGGCGUCGCGAGGCGAGUCUCAGGCGCAGAAGAAGACGGUGGCGGAAGGCCGUUCUGCCCGACAGCCAGAUGCGAGCGGAGGGGCUUGACGACGCGCCAACGAGACCUCGGAGGUCUCUCCUGGGAUUCCUCGUCUCGUCGAUGUCGACCACAGACGAAGAACCUGUCGAUGAGGCUUCUGCCCGAGACAUUUCUUGGACUCAGUCCACCUCUAAAGCUGAAGGCGCCGCCCAGUCGGAUACACGAUCUGCAGCUUCCAUUUCUUCCCCAGACGUCCAUGCCUCCCAACAGGCCUCUUCGUCUCCGGCGUUGCCUUCGCGUGUAUUUCCAGCUCCUGACCGCAUCGAGGUUUGCUCUGGAGACGCCAUUGUGUUGUCGCCCCAGUCUCUGCUCCAUUGCCGAGAACUGCUACUCCUGUCCGGCAGAGAAGUUAUUCUGCAGGAAGGAUCGGAGAUCUCUGCGAAUGCCACCAGCCUCUUGAAGGCAGACAGCUCCACAGCGCUGCGAGCCGCGGGCACUCAGGGCAGUGCCUCUGGGGCCUUUCCGUCCGUUUCUGGAAGUUUGGGGAAACAACGAAAAGACAUGAAAGGACGGGAUGAGGGCGCGACUAGGUCGCGAAGCACAGGCGAAGCCGCCGACGCCAAUAGCGGCAACGGGAAGGCCAGGAAGAGCGCAAAGGCGCCCGGCGUCGGCGAGGGGUCGCCCGGGGAAGCUGACGCUGGGCGCGUAGGUGAGGAGACGCCUAAAGACGACGGAAGGAUGACGAGACCAGCCGUUGAGAAUGGAACGGCAGAAGCACAAGACAGACAAUACGCGGCAGCCUCGGCGCGCUCGAGGCCAAGCUCGGAAGUGAAAAACGAGACGCCUAGAGGGGGAAGUCAUGGAGGCGUUGGUGGCGUCCUCGCGGCGACAUGUGACGAAGAAGGACCUGAAGGCCUCUACGCCUCUCUGUCUCCGUGGCCUCCGACCUACGGGUCGCCUUUUCUCCCUCUUCACUUUGGAAGCGCAGGACAGUUCCCCUCUUCUUUUCCGCCACAGGAAGGUUCUCGCCCUGUAGCAGAAACAAAAAACCAUUCCGGCAGUGCUUCAAGUGGCGGCGACCGGUCUCGCUCUUCGGCCUUCGGAGGGGGGGAGGUACCUCGAGGAGGCGGCUUCGUUCUCGUCUAUGCCGCCGACCGGAUUGUCCUGGAUGGCGGGCGCAUUUCGGCGUCCGGUGAAGAAGGGUGGAAUGCACUUCACACAGGAUCUCCCGAGUUUCUCGCGGCAGAAGGCCGCGACAGGACUGUGACAGAGGAAGGUGGAACUGUAGACGAGACAGACCGCGAGCGGGAGAGACACAUCGAGGAAGGUGAACGCCCCGACAGAGGGGAGGUAGACGGUGAGAGAGGCAAAGAGUCGAAGCGCAGCUGGAGACCGGGGCUCGGCUCCCGAGUCAGUAGUGGGGACAGAGGACAGGAUGGAUCGAAGGACCUGGGAAGCUGGAGUAACGAGGAUAUGAAGGAAAGGAUGGAGGACGACCAACAGGAGGAACUGGAGAUCGAAGGAAGCAGAGAGAGAGCCGGAAGAAGGCAGGUCGACAUGGGGCUGAGCUCUCGUCUCUCCCGGUGGCUUGGGCCCCUGUCCCUCUGGAUGAGUCCGCGGGCACUGCGGCAAAGGACGAGGAGGCCGAGAGGCCGUUCCCGAGGAGGCGGAGAAGAGUGCGAGGGCGCAAAUGAGAGGGAAGGAUGUGAAGGCCGGAACACGCGGCAGAAGUGGAGGAAGAAUGAUCGCGAAGACGAGCAUGUCUCGUUCAUUCCUCUGCAAGCAACUGCUGGGAGUGGCGGGACAGUCCUUCUCAUCUCUCGUGAUCUCCGUCUCUCUCGACCUCUGGAAGGAGGCGGGAAGAUCCUCGCCCAAGGCGGGGGGUGCCGAACAUCUGCGUCGCUGGAAACAAGGUUCCAGGUGCGCAGACGCCGAGAAAGUUUGAUUGAUUCUUUCGAUCCUGAACGCGUGCCUGCACAGCUAUCGACUAGGCCCCUUGAGUCCGCGAGUCAGGCCAGGAACGAUCGAGCACCGGGAAGCGUGGAAGGGAACGCGGCAGAGACGGCACAGUAUGCCUCUCCAGCGCCGCAAGGCGCCAACCAAGGCAAGGACGACCGAGAGCGAAAGGGGACGAAAAAACGAAGCAAAGCCGUCUCCAGAGGCCGACGCCGUGUCUGGCGAGGAGCGCAUGCGUGGAGAGAGCACAAGAAACGAGGAGAAGCGGAAGCAAAGGUGAAAGAACAGGAGAGACAAGUGCGCGCGGAUGCAUGGCUCCGAAGUCAAGUUUGGGGAGACUGCGCUGCGGGAGGAGGCGGACGCAUGGCGCUCUACAUCCAGCAAGCCCACCCGCUAGUCCCCUUGGUGCUGGCAACGGGCGGCUGCAGCGCGAUGACACCUCGUGUCGAUCUCCUGCCCUGCAGUUGCGGCGGGGGGGGAACGAUUUUUUCUUCUUUUCAUCAAAAGUUGGUGAUUCAUAAUCGCUUGGAAACGGCAGUGGUUUCGCCAGCUGCCGCGUUCUCGGCUUCCGCUGCGUCCGCGAGCAUCGCCGCUUCAGGCGGCCUGGAGACCGGAGUAACUUCUGAGGCGCGACCUGUCAAGGCGAACGAGGCCGAGGCAAGGGCGUCGAUGUUCCCAAAGGCAGGCCCACUCGAUGCGCGAGACGAGGACAAACGCCGCACGCUUGGUGCAGACCCUUCUCCACCGUUUUCCAAGGACCAGGACGCACCGCUUCGAGAGACAGGGAGAGGCUCGGAAGGCGCCGAGAACGGAGCGCUGCCUUCAAAUCCACCUCCGUCUCAACGCAGUGCGCUUUUGAGUUUGACAGAAAUCACGAGCAUCCAACCCACGCCGCUUCCAGAAUGUUUGUUUGCUCCGGCGUUGAACGUGGAAGUCGACAGUGCUGUCGCACUCUUGCUCCCUUCCUCGAUAUGUCCAGGCGCAGACCCUCUUGAAGACAAGUCCGCGAGGCAAGGGCCGAGAAGGUCUAGGCGAAGCGAGGAGGAGAACGACGGGCCAACUGAAAGGGUGAGGGAGACGGAGACAGCAGGGGUGGGCGGCGAUGACGCCACUGAUGGAGAGCAGCGAGUCAGAUGCAAUUCGGCCGUACGGGAGAGACAGGAAGAAAUCCGACGGCUGUUCGUCGACACCGCGAAGGGUGGCGAGAACCCCGGGAGGUCGACUGACAGCGAGGAAGACCGAAACUUCGGAAGAACAAGAAAAGAGUCUACACCGGCUUUCCAAGGAUCUAACGGCGAGACGGCUGUGAAAAGAGAGAGGGGCAGUGAGAAGAAGCAAGAGCACCCGAGCACGGUGCAACUCGAAGUGGAAAGAGAAGGGGAACGCAAAACGAACACACCACAGUCAUGUACAGAAGACGACAACUCGUGCGAGACAGCAGGCGAAAGUUCAAAAGGCGAAGGCGGGGGAAGCUCGGGCAAUGCCGGCGCCGACUCUCGAGACCAGGUUCUGUCUCCAAAUGGCGAGUCGAAGAAAGAUACUGGGGGAGAGACGACGGCGAGUGCCUCUGUGGAGAAAGCGAAUAAAAACGAGUUAGAGUGUUACAGUGGAUUCGACCCGUCUGUGAACAGUGCGAAGCUGUUUUCGAAUGGGAGCGACGGACGAAAGGAACAGUCGCAGACAGCGGGAACGCAAGAGUCCGAAGCCGGAAGAGACGAAGAGAGAAGCGGCUGCGACAAAGAGGGAAACGGAGACCCAGCACGCCAGACACACUAUGGAGAACAGGAAAGAGAAGAGGAGGAGGAAAACGACAGAGGCGACGAGGGAGGAGGCAGCUCAAUGCCCAGCCGUGUGCCAUCAGGAUGCGUCGUUGUGGUCGGCACCCUUCUUCUGCAUGGAGGAGUAAAGGGUGCAUCCCUGCGCGUCUUGGAACCUCUUCACCUUCACGCAGCUUCAGGGUCCAUCCGCCUGAGACAGCAGAGCGUCAUCGCUUUCUCUGUCUCAGAGUUCACUUCUUCUUCUUUCGUUACCGGAGACGCUGAUACGUCACAGAUUCACCCUUCCUUUUCCUCUCCUCCCUCUUCGUCUGCUCCCAGUCUCUCUUCGGAGUCGUCGUCUGCGUCCUUGCGUUCUGCCGCGUUUCCUCUGGGCGCUCGAUUCCCGAUUCUCUCCGCAUCAGGGUCUGUGCAGAUCGACGCGAAUGCCUCAGUCAUUUUUCCUUCGUCUCUGGUGCAAGCCGGUGCUCCCAGCCGUUUGUCCCCGUUCUCUUCAACCGGCUCCUCAGCCUUCUCGACCCUCCAUGCGGCGCCCGCAGGCCGGCCGCCUCCUGCAGGCGCCGUGCUCGCGGGGGGCGAGGUCCUGCUUCACGGUUCCUUGCGAUCUUCGCCGCCGUGUUCCGCUUCUGCAUCUGGAUCCUCUUCCGCCGCGACACCGCCGCCGUCUCGAGCCGCGCCAGCCGCCUUCUUCUCGCUGCCGCCUUCGCCUGUGCCUGUCGUGGUGUAUGGCCAGCAGGGCCUGACGGUCGGCGAGGAGACGCCGCGUCUGCAGCAUCUGAUUCUGUUCAGCGACGGUGUCGUGAAGAUCCAGAGUCGAGCGGAGAGCACGAGUGAGGACGACGACGGGGCACGCUGCGCGCGCCUCGCGCAGAAGCAGCCUGUGCAGCCGUGCAAGGUCCUCAGACAGUUCCAGUCUGCGUUCCUGGCUCCGGCGGUUGCGGUCCUGAAGCAGAUCGCGAAGGACGAAGAGAUGCGAGAGAAGCGGGGCGGCGUGAGGUCGAGGGAGGAGAAGCGAAAGGGAGAGGAGACAAAGACAGACCAGAACAGAGGCAGAGCGAGAGAGGCAGAGUACGGGCAACACGACGGCGACCAGUCUCCUGCAGCCGAGUUGAAGGCCGGCGUUUCGAACUCGACCACCGUCUCAGCCCAACCAGGGGGGUUGGCAGUGGAAAUGAACCUAAGAACGAAACGCCAGUUCGGACGUGAUGCGAGUGGGCACAUGUCGCUCGAUCCCGGAGAACCCACCGACUCGUUAACGCACUUGACUGGUUCCGCUUCUUUUCUCGAAGCCGGUGAGCACCCCAGGAGACCUGAGCACCGCGGCAAAUCAGUGGCCGGUGCAGGAACGAGCCGAGACGCGUUGCUGUGGAUGCGUGAACAGAAACGGCUCGAAAACCUCGCAUGUCAUUUCUGGCAUUCCCGCCGUUCGUCGCGUGAGAAGAGCAGCGGAACACUCGAGGAGGACAGCGGCGAGCAGACGCCGAGAAACCACUCAGACUCAGGUGCGCGACGGGUCGGAACGGAGCACAUUUUGGUUCCUGUCACUUCUGCCGAAAAGCACAGGAGGGACCACGAGAAGUUGGCAGCGAGAGCGGGGAAUCAAGAAGCGACAGGCGAGAGGAACAACACGAAGGUGCAGCCAAUCGAGGAAGAAGUGAGAGAUCGUGGUUUGCCGGAACCAACAGAAAGGUCGCGAUUGGAGGGAGACGCGAGACGCGAGGAAGGCGAGACUCAGGGAACGUGUCGUCGAAGAGACGCUAAGAGAGAGAAGGAGGCUAGUGAAGGGCUGCGGGAAGAAGCGCAGGAGGUCGGAGAGGCACACAGCGUGAAGGAGAGAGCAGAACGACAGAACGAAGACCACUGGCCGACAGGAAGGCAUACGGAGGACAGUGCGAGGCAGGAGGAGCGAGGGGUGAGAGGAGAACAAGAAACGGACGGAUCUGAAGAAACCAGUGAUGGUGUUGAGGAGGUUAGGAAUGCUUCGAAUACGAGUACGAACCCGGGAGAAGACAGAAGAACAGCAACGGCUCGGCCCUCCCAACGAGCGACACCGACAAUUGCCCCGAACGCAGAUGCACAGACGGUCCAACACGGAGAAGAACAGGGAACAGGUCCUGGCACAGAGUCGCGCGGCAAGCUGCGUGGGCCAGAGUGGAGUUCCGAACGCGAGACGAAAGAGGCGCAGAGCGACGGGAAUCGCGGGGCAAACGAAGCAUCUGUAGGCAGGGAUCGUGCGGCACACCUAAGCGACGAAGACGGCCUCGAAAGGAGAGGCAGACCGCAUGCGGCAGACUUUAGGCCAGAAUCGCGGGAGGCGGACCAUGGGCUCGCCGUGGUUUCGAACGACUGUCAAGUCAUGCUGGUCGACACGAAACAAGCGAGACGAAUCGAGGCGCUCUUGGACCGAAGUGAGGUGGCGGCUCAGGCGGGGACGGCAACCCAACAGGCGAAGCUGAGAUCCGAAACCGAGGUCGACGCACUUCGGCAUGACGAUGGGAGCAGGCUGGCGCCUCUCUACUCGCUGGGUCUGAUUCGACGACUUGCUCGCAGAGAGGCAGGAAACUUCAGUGGAGGCCAGAGUGGGAACGAGCAAAGUGGCGGCCCCUCGAAACUUGAGUCUGUGGUGUUCUGGGAACUCGUGGAAUCCUUGAAUGCGGCAGGAGCACCACGCUUUGCCCCGCCGCCUCUUAUCGAGCUCCUCCUUCAAUCCUCGGGAGGAAGUCCUCGACCGAUGCUUUUUGAGGACGUGAUGCGUAUUGGCGAGGCCUCCCGGUUCUCUGGGGUAUCCUCGGCUUCAUCUGAGGCUGUGCCUAUCGCAGCUGUCGGUGACGAAACGUCGGCACGUACCCACGCGUUCCUGCAUGUAUCUCCUGUCGCGAUGUUCAGCCGUCGCCAUGACUCCCCCGGAGUUCCAUUUGUCCGCCCUUUCCUCCCGUCUCUGCCUUCGUGGCCGUCCUCUCCUGUGCACCAGAUUUCUGCUGUUUUCGGCACUCGCAGUCAAGGGAACAGUUCCCGAGUAGACCUGCCUGCGCCUCAGGGUGAGGCGACCACAGCCACGGUCUUUGCUACUCUUCUCACAGCUGCCUGGCUGAGCCGCGCUGACAGGGAGACUUUGAAAAGCGAGGCAAGCAGGAAAGACGCAGGCUGCAAAGCGCAAGAGGAAGAUGUCAGCAUUUCCCCGCAGACAAGUCGGAAAGGGAACGAAACAUCCGCCGGGGCCGCAGGAAGCACACGCAAGUCUCAUUCAAACAAAGACGACGAAGAAGCGGAGAUUCUCGGCGGGUCGUCUGCAAAUGGAAAGACCUGGGACGACAGGUUGCGCAAGCUUGCAAACGACCAAGACAUACGUCAGCACCAGAAAAGAGCAAAGGAGACCCCUGGGAUCAGGGAGACGCUCGAAAUGCUGAUCGAUGGCCUGUCCUUCGGACGGCCCUCCUGGUACGCAGCUGGAGGACAGCUCGAGUUUAAAAUUGAAGGACUGGGCGAAGGACGUAGGGUCGACAGACGUGAAGGAGGAGAGCAUCGCAGGGGCACGGGGGAAGGCGAGGAAUCGAAACGGACAGAUGCAGAGGAGAGGAUUUCCGAGAACGACGAAUCAGAUGGUGAGAGGAGUGGAUACGCCCGGCGAGACAAUGACGACGUCGUCAGACAGAGAGGUGGCGAGACGAGGCAAAGGAAAGACGCAUCGGACAAGGGAAACAUCGACGCGCUGAACCUGUUGAUGGCGUCACCUCUCCUGAUGAGGAAGUUGGCGUUGCCGGCAUACGUUCCAAAAACGCGUGACGGAGGCGGCAGCCAGACAGCACAUGCAGGGGCUCUUCGCAACCUACACGAGCACACUAGCGACGCCUCGAGCCAACAAGAGUGGCCUCGUGAAAGCCUGCCUCCGUAUUCAGUUUCCGCUAACACUGAAUCGUCGUCUGCGGUUUCAGCUUCACUUCUCUCUACGUUGAAGGCCGUUGAGAAACUCAAAAGUGCAGCUUCUUGGCUCGCGCCGCUGCCUGCCUCGCCACAAGGCAACCUCGAGCUACCCUUCGACAUCCGAGUGUAUGGACACAGCGGCAUCGUUGUUGCUGAAAACAGUCGCGUGAGUGGCGCUGCCAUCCUCCUUUGCGGAGGGACUGGCGCAGUGCAGAUCGACGGGAAAAUCACGGCGCGAGGUCGAGGAUGCAAGGCAGGAGAAGGGCCUGGUGCCGGACGUGGCCACCGACCUUCUGACGCGUAUACAUCUGAGCCCCAGUUGACGCCGUCGCCUUCGAGUGUCAAGGAAAGAAGAGAGGUCUUGGGCGGCUCCGGAUCAAGCGGCUUUUCCCUUUCUCCUUCCAGCCAACGGAGUGAGAAUGUGACCGCGGAGCCGGGCAGGGGUUCAGACGGAGUUUCAUCGUCCUCUUCUCCCGCUUCUUCUCACGCUUUCUGCGGGGCAGGGGGCGGAGGCCACGUUGGUCGAGGAGGCGACGGAGUCGACCCUCGCACAGGUCGACCGUGUGUGGGGACAGGUGGAGUAUCUUACGACGUCGUCGCGAAUGCAUUUCCUCUCACGCGUGGGGCGGAUUUAGUUGGAGACAAUCCGAAGGCGCCUGGGGCCUCACAACCCAUGCGUUCGCGCUUGGCCUCUCCUGACGUCUCCCAAGAUUCUUCGCCUUCCUUGGAGGGAGGAGGCACGCGACUUCUCUCAGCCGACAAAAAAGCGCCCACCAGAGAGGCAGUUCAAGAGUCCGGAGACACAAACGAGCAGCGGGACCCAGACGAGACAAGGACGCCUUCGAGCACAGGUGACAGUACGGGGGCGGCGUCGCAGGCGACGUCUGCCGACGAGGCAAGGGGCGGAGAGUACACGGCGUUUGAGCCUACGAGCGUGGAGAAAGUCGGUUCCGACGUUGUUGAGACGAACGCAGAGGUGCCCAAGGGCAGUACUGAGUUCGCGUUCGCUGAAGCAACAGCAGGUAUAGCGACGCCGGGAACUCCAGUCCACAGGUUGUCAUCCUCAUCUCGGUUCCUCGAGGCGAGCCUCCCCACCACGAGUGCCUCGGGAGGCGGAGGAGAGACUCACCGCGCAGGGGCUGGCGGAGGCCUCGUUUGGCUGGAAGCCUUCGUGGUAGAUGUGCGAGGAGUUGUCGACGCUGAUGGAGAAGACGCUGAAGCGAUGCAAGACGUUCCUGUUGACGACUCUGUGAGACGUGCUCUGCUCGAAGAGGAGCAGCAGAAGAAGAUACGAGAACGGCAGCGGAGAGAGGACACAGAGGCGACAGAAUGCGCUGAAGGCGCUUGCAGGUGGGAGCGCCGCCGCCAUCGUUCAUUAAGGCGAGAGAGGUCUUUGACGAUAUUGGAGAGUAGCAGGAUGACUGGGAAGAACACGCAACGCUAUCCCUUCCUCGAGGGGGGUGUCCCAGAGGACUUGUCUACGUGGGUGGGUCUGCCAGCGGCACAGCAAACCGAAAGAAAGAGACUAGAGAGCGUGGAAAAAGAGUCUCAGUUUACUCGGGCCGCGAUCCGAGGAGACAGCAACGCGUGUCUUAUUGCACCGACCGGUGAAGUUGCAAAAACGCGCAAAAGCCAAAGGGGAAACAUGACGGAGCCAGAGGACGGGAGGCCAGCAAAAGAGACAGUAAGCAGAGACAAGAGCUCGCAACACCGGACUCGGAACAGAGAAUCCCCCUUGGUCGUGGCAGGGAGGCACAGGUAUUCUGAUUCGCGCGUGGAAAGUCGUAGAAACCACGAGGGCGUCGUUGUCAGCUCUGCCGUACCUGGCUGGAACACCUCGGACUACGACUCGAGCUCAAGGCUCAACGGCAGCGGCGAAGAACCUCCGCCGCCGUCUCUGGCUCUCUCCUUAAACCCAACCUCGCAGCUGUCUGUUCUCGAGUCACAGCGGCACUUGAGCUGGGUUCGGCGGCUUCUGUUUUUGGAAGCUCGUGACACACCAAGGAUUCGAGCCAUUGGCAAAAAGAUUCGCGAAGCGCGCCAAGCCGAUACAGGCUCCCGGAGGUCUCAGCACGUUUCUGUAGAGGCCCAGGCAGCUUGGAUUCGCCGGGAGGGCCGUUCGACGUCGCGUAGCGAUAUAGCAGCGUCUACGGGCAUGCUAAAGGGGCGCGCAGCGGCCCCCGCAGUAGCGGCCGUGCCACCACGGUUGUCGCUUCACGCUCAAGGCGAGGACCAUCCUGCAGAGGGCGAGAGAAGCGCAGCAGCAGCUUACCUCGCGACUGUGCUUGUCGAUCUCAGUCAAGCAGGCCAAGGUGGCGGAGCAGGCGGGAGCAUUAUUUUGAGAACUUUUGCCUUGAAGGGGUCAGGCCUUUUGUCGGCGAGGGGAGGCAUGGGCGGUCGAUGUACUGGCGGCGGUGGCGGUGGUGGAGUUGUCGGUAUUGAGUGGCUUACCAGGGCUCACACGCAAUCGGAGACGGGACCGCACGGAAGGGGUCAACCUCCCACAGCUGUUGGAGACGCCCCCAGGGAGGGCAGGCCAACGCCCGCGACGCGAAGCAAAGAACCGCAGAGCCUUUCGAAGGGGCAGAAAAGCGACCGAUCUGCAAUUUCGAGUGCCCAGGUGAAGGGGAUCCCAGGGAGUGGCAGCGAAGAUGAGGCGCCACACCAGGACGCCGGCGGGAAUGGCGUAGGGCGAAGGGAACCGAGUGUGAAGCUCAAUGAGGGUGGAAGCUCUGUGACCUCUGCCCCCGAGGAAGAGCUCGCGACAGAAGCUGGAAACGCCGAGGGCCGCUCAGUAGAUCCGCGACGUUCGCUUCUCGGAACACGAUCAAAGCAGAGAGGUGCCGGUGGCGAAUCAAACGACGUGAGUCUCUCGAGCACUUCCACCCGACAUCACCUUCCCGGAUUCCCUCCAGCUUCAGGGGAUAUCGAUACCCGUGGCCUGUCAGGGGCUGGAGCGUACCUUGGAGACAGUGGGCCUGUGCUGAUUCCGUCGCCGCUGCCGCCUCCCCUGUUCGAGCCAUCGGCACGAGACGUGAGCAAGGAAAUUCUAGGCAUCGCCCAGCGGUAUCCUUCUCAUUUUUCCCCCGAUGCACUCUUGGAAGAGCUCGAGACGCUCCCCUCGCAAUUUGCCACGAGAUUUACUGGCCGCGUUGAUGUCUCGGGAGGUGCAUCCGACGCGUCACAAGUCUGCGAGCUCUUGCAGCUCCCUGCGGGACUCAAAGGCUUCGGCGGACAAGUCGUCGCCCUUCCCUCACUCAACGGCGAGUCAACUUCCUGUCCUGUGGGGCGCGCAGGGUGGCAGUGUGUGCCGUGCCCUGCUGGCUUUUUCCAGCUUCCUGGCGAAGGCUUUUGUCGAGCGUGCACAAAUCGCCCGGAGGGGGCCAGUGUGUAUAUCCAGGAGGCGUGGCUCGGCAUGAGGCCUGUCUCAAGUUCCAGGUGUCCCUACGCGUGCUUGGCUGGAUUUCCCGACGUAUCCAUCAACCCUCGCUGUCUCCCACCUUUUCUGUUCCUUCUCGAUACGCUUCGUGCAAACACAGCAGCAUUUGCUUUGCUUCUCUGUCUGUUGUUCCUAACUCUUAUUGCUCUUGCAAACGCGGCGCUGCUGUUCGAGUGGCCGUGCGACCCCGCCACGCAGUUCGAGGCGAUCUCCGGCGUGGACGCGCCUCUUUCGUUUGGUUUCCAGCCGAGUAAUCCGGACCCCAGCGCUUUUGGAGGUGGUUCGGCUUUCGCCCGGAAGCCUUCCCCGGGCUCCUCUUCCUUCCGCUAUUCUGAUAGUUGCCUCUUUCAGAACGAGGGUGGACCGAGUUCGGCGGCGACACAAGCCUUGCCGGGGGGGCAGGGAUCUUUGUAUGGAGCGGCGUUUGCAGGCGGCGCGAACGGCUCCUCCCCAUCGAGCCCUGCAGGCGUCUCUGCUCCACCUCCGGGGUUGCUUCGGAAAGCAGUUCAAGAGCGGCGCAGCGUGAGAAUGUCUCGACCGUAUCUGACGAUGGAGGAUCUUCCAUAUCAUGUCCAACGCAUCGUGCUCUUUGGGUCAAAUACUCCAACGAACCCCUGGGGGCUCGACGCCUCGCCACCUCCGUAUUUGUUGCCCCUUGUCAUUCCCGAACGCUUCGCAGCUUUCGCAUGCCAUGCAAAUCGCCUGUGCUCGUACAGCCGCGGUUUCCUUCUUCUCUACAACGUUCUCAGGGCAGUCUAUCUGCCUGCUGCGUCUCUCCUCCUUCAGGCAGCUCGGCGCCGCCGGGCUGCUCGUCUCGUUUCGUUCAUUCUGUCGCUGGACAACGCAAGCUUUCCCAGAGAUGUUCGAGGUCUUCCUCUUUCCGCGGUGUCUACCCCUAAAUCGAUGACUGGCACUCCCGCAGUCUUCUGGCGGUCGAUUCGAGCCCGGGAACUUUCUUUUGGUAUCAAGGUGACCGUCAGUGCCGGAUUGGAUACGUGUUGCUUGGAUGUCCUUGAUUUCGAUAGAAACCCCUUCGACUACCACCUUUAUCCCCAUAGCCCUAUGGUGAUACUGCCCAGCGACACGCAGUUCCUUGCCCCUCAUGGUCCAGGUGCAGAAAGGCAUGCAGGUGCUGCAGCCCGCUCUCUCGCAGCAACAUCGAUGCGCGAAACAAAUCGGUCGGAAUGGCUCUACUCUUCUCCUUCUGGUGGCACAAGCUCCCCCGACGGUUGCAGAGGCUUUCUGGGGUGGUGCCAGCGGGUACUGUGGAUGCGGCCUCAAGACGACCAAGCUAUUGUGGACACAGAUGCUGAUGGGGUUGCUGCUAGCCGCCGAAGCGCGAGCGCCCGAAGCAAACCGGUCGGGGCCCCCAGUGAAACUGCGAGGAAGCACGGGGUGGAACCAACGGCGGGAGGGCGCCAAGAGGAAAGAAGACGAGGAAGUCCAUUCAUCGAAGCACUACAGCAGAUUGUCGGUUACGAGGAGUCGAGGAUUUUGUUUGAAUUCUUCAGACGCAAAGCAGCCGAAGUGGAAGAGGUAGACCUUGCUGAGGCGGCGCAUCUUUCUGCAGCGAUGAAUGCGCCUCUAGGGGACAUCGGCAGCGACAUAUCAAGUCCUUCUCAAGGAUCGUCUAUCUGUCGCACUUGGACAGACGAAACCGUUACUCGGGGUGAUUUGUACUGUAGAGGGAAAAUGCUACGUGACCACGAGGCCGGCAGGAGAGAUGUUUUAUGUGCAACCUGUGGAAACAGGUUGGUUGUGUCGCCUUGUGGCGACUCAAAGCUCGAAGGUGGAAAAUAUGGGACGCCCAAUCUCGAGGGGUACCCAUGGCAUUGCCAGUCACCUGUCCACUAUCCGUCUGCAGACUCAUCAUUAGGCUCUUUUGCGUCUGUACACUCCACGCCAGAGGACGCGGACGACCGCGGCAAUACGUGUCUUUGGAGGGGGACUCUCACGGGAGAAGCAGACGAGCUGCUUCUCUGGCGUCUAUCUGCAGGCGUUGCCUCCGUCUUCGAGCUUCGGGAUGGCGUUCAGAAGCUCAGUGCUCAGUUUUUCAGGCCUCACGGGCUCCAGGCGUCUGUGUGUAUUUUUCCUGUUGAAGGGUUCGUGACCCGGGGUGACCGCCGCGAGCGCCUCGCACUUCUCUCUGCGCACUCUCCAGGUAGCCAUGGCCGUGGCAAUGCUGCUCCCGGUUCCAAACUUGCCCGUGGCUCGGACAAGAUCCGUUUUGAGUCUGCGAGUCGUUCUAGAGCGAUUCCAGUUGUCGGCCCCACCUCAGACCCCGCCCGAAGGCCGUACGCUCAUACGGUCUACUCUCCAGACUUCGUGGCGUCCCGGCUGUCCCAUGAGGAGGCUCCCUUCGAGCGUAUGUGCACAUCGCCAGUCCAUAAUCAGACCCGGCAAGAAGAACGAAAGGGAACGGCAACGGUAUAUGCUUUCCCUGCCUUGUCAAUGUCCGCCAACAUCGAAGACGUGUUCCAGCCUGCUACGCCAGCAGCCGCGCUCGCAGCGUCUGUGAGGACGACGACAGGGCAGAGUGAACUUCCCCGCACCAGUAGAGCAAGCAGCUGUAGCGGCGAGUCUAUCGGGUCUCCUGCGUCGUCGACCUUCGCCAUCCUCCGGGCCGGCAGCCCACCACCAUCCACUCUGGCGGGCGACUCUUCGGCAGCUGCCUAUCUCGAAGGCAACAAGUCAUGUAACCGACAGUGCGUUUCGGGGUUCGGUGCACUGGCGCGUUUGUUGUCGUUCCCUUCCCCACUUCAUCCAGCACCAGCAACUGGUCUGGUAACGGAUUCCUCUGUAAGGUCUGAAGAUUCGCGACUCCCUUAUUCUAUUAAUCUCGCCUCCCCCUCGUCUUAUUACAUGACAACACCGGACGCCGGCUCCACGGACGACAACAGUUCAUGCCCUAUAUCAGGCACUCGAGGGACAACGAAACAAAAGAGUCCUUCGCGCCUGAACCACAAUAAGUCGGUGUCCUCUUACAGAGAAUUCCCGGAGGUGAUGUAUACGGCUGAAUUCGGGGAUACGAACUCGGCAUUGUCCCCAAUGUCAUGGCUGCCAUCGUGGACUUCUGCGCCGCUUCCGAACUCAGGUCCGUUGCCAGGGACGCCUUCAUCGCCGAAGCAAACGGCAUGUUCAUCGUCUGUUGUUUCUGUGGCUGGCUACAUGAAGGUACGCGACACGUCUUCCAUAAGCCGUCGCGGAAUUCUUCCGGUGCGACGCACGCGGCAGCAUGUGCUUGCACUUGUCAUCACCGAACUGCCGUUGUCCUGCGCCUUCGCGGCGGGCUACGAUGACAUCGGUAGGCGGGAUGAGGUUGGAACGCCGCACCUGCUCCCUCUUGCAGCUCCGUUGUCCUCUGCUGCUCUCACUUCGCCUAUUGACCCCCCGCGCCUCCAUCCGUCUAACCUACCUGCAAACGUGUACGUGUCCCCAUCCUCCCAGGGUUCAGGCGGAGGCGUUGUGAGCGCUUCUGGGACUGCCGCGACUGGCAGCGGCCCGCUCGUGAGUCCUAAGCCCUCAGGUUCCUUCGAGAUCCGUUCUGAACAGCGAAGGUGCGUGAGCGCUCUCUCACGAGUCAACGGACCUAGAUACAGUCUCACUACAGCUGCUAGCAGCCCUUCUGUACGGAAGGCGUCGACACAGCCACUCUUGCCAGAGGACUCAAACAUUCUCGAGUCUCUGCCCGUACCAAACGCGAAAGUCGCUACGGUGCGCACGCGGGAUGUUAAUGUCUCAAGGCCAGUACGGAGCUCGGCAGGCAGCCCCGCUGAGGUGCGAGUUGAAGACCGAGAGUCGCUAGCACUGAGAGAGGGCUCUUUAUCUCACACAGUAGAACCGUACAAGAGGCCCUUGAUAGAGGAACGGAGAGGCCGACGAGGCCAUGUUGGAAAGGAUGAACUAAGCCGCCAUGGGUCCAGGCUCCUGUCGGACCCCAAAGCUACCGCCACACCCUCUCAGUCAUAUUCAUGUUUCACUGAGGACACACGCAGUGACGCGGCGAGCAACGGCCACGCGCGGGUUUCUUCCGACAGACAAACGGAGGUGAACUCUGUGGAAGGAGCUCGUUUAGAUCUGAUGCGGCAGAUGAGAUUUCGAGAGGCUACUGCAGGCGGCGCUCCGGUCGACUGCAAGACAGCCGUAAGCCGCCAGCUUCUUCCGGGCGCUGUGACAGGUCUUCAGGCGCAUUCGGCAGACUCAAACUUAUUGGCUCAGACCGCCACUGACAGCUUCGAGGCACGAGGAUUUGCAUACGAAGCUCUACCGGGACGAAACGCCUUGGGCGCCGCAUCUGCGCGAAGAGCAGUCGCUGCUGCUGCGCUUGGCGAUCUGAGGAGACGGUUUCUACAGCGCCUGGGAGGUGCGUCGGGCUUCCCUGAGAAUGCGUCAUCAUCUGCGGCUUGCGCGGGAUCAACACUGACACCGGGAAGUGAGCACGCAACGCCCCGCUCCGCACGAGACCCCACCUACACCCACCGGCGUGGUCAGCGAUUCGACGAAAGCUGGAGGGGGUUUCUGCAUGGAGCCAACGGAACUGCCACAGUGCAUGACUCCAGGGAUGAAAAGAAAGACCAAGGAGUAGAUAGGGAACGCGGUGUCACCGGAGUAAGCUUUGUUCCGUACGUAGAGGCCGUAGAGGCGGAGGCGUCGACGGCGUUGUGUCGGUGGUCAGAAAAGAUAGCGACCGCGUUCACGUGGAGACUCUUAAAGAAAGGCCCAAUCGCUAUCAACUCGAGGCUCGCCUUUGCGGCGUUCGCAAGUCUCUUUCUCUUUCAUACGGUUAUCUUAUCGGUGCAGUACUACACCAUGUAUCAUGCCGCGCAUCCCGCCGCUUCCCUCUUAUCUUCUUCAACGCAGAACCCCGUCACCCCCCCACUUCUUCCUCCACAUGCUCUGGUGCCGGUGCCGUUUCAUCUGUCACCGACACUGGACAUGGCGUCUUUUCGAUCGCUUCAUUCAUCUUUUCCUGAUGCUGUGCACUUUUAUGUAGCACUGUUUAUCCCUCCGUUUGUGGACCUCUUCACAGUAGUUGCUGGGUUGCUCUUCUUGGUACUGUGGAGCCCCAGUUGCGGCGAGCUCUUCCUCAUGUCGCUCCCGGCCUCGAUGCUGCGUCACGUUAUUGGUUGUGCCCUCCGUGUCUGGGAGCAACCUCAGCAGAAUUUUGUGGUCAUGAGUCUCUUCGAGCUCGCAUUUUUCACCGUACUCAAGGUCGCUGUCUCAGCUGCUGGCAGUCUGUAUCUCAAUACUGUGGAGCAUCAUCGCCGACUUGCGGGGAGUGGUUCGACCGCAGAUGGAGUAGAACGUGUAGUUGAGGAUGUGGUGGCUGCAUGUAAGCUGUGUACAUGCUCGAGACCCCGCCUUCCCCGUUCGUAUCCGUAUUGA